UUUUUAUUUUUAUUUUUUGUUUUCUUUCCGGGUCGUCGUCCUGUUAUCUAUCAUAAAUUUAACAUUCUAGUAUUUGUUGAAGAUUUGCUUGAAAGAUUUUAUUAAGUUUCUCGGCAACCAAACAUAGGUUACGGGAAAAUUCAUUAGGCCCGCGAGCUGUUGGAUGAAAUGCUAGAAACCAACGUGGUAAGAUGGACUUCGAAGAUCACGGAUAAUGCACGUAGAGGCCUCGUCGACCAAGCGCUAUCUUGCUUCUUACAAAUGCUGCGUGCAGGUAUCGAGCCAAAUGCCAUAACGUACUCAGCCACAAUCAGCGCCUGUGCUCAAUCAACACGACCCAGUUUGGCUACAAGCCUGCAUUGUUUGAUUCUUAAAAAAGGGUUCUCAAAUCAGCUCUUUGUUUCAAGUGGGUUGAUCUCUAUGUACUCGAAGCAUGACCGCAUAAAAGAAGCUCGUUUCUUGUUCGACGAUAUGCCUGAAAGAGACGAUGUAUCCUGGAAUUCAAUGAUUGCAGGGUAUUCGCAGCGCGGUUUGAACGAGGAAGCUUGUGGCUUGUUUUGUAGUAUGAUAAAUAGUUGCGAAAAUUGGAAAUUGCUUGUCAGUGAUUUUACUCUGGCUACUGUUCUCAAGGCUUGUGGCGGUUUGGGCUGUUCUAGAAUCGGCAAAUGCGUGCAUGGGUAUGCAGUUAAAAUUGGUUUUGAUUCGGAUUUAUUUGUUUCUGGGUCGACCGUCUAUAUGUACUGCAAAUGCGGUAUUUUAGAUAUGGCAGGCCUAGCUUUUGAUCAAAUUGAAAAUAAGGAUAUUGUAGCUUGGAACACUAUGAUUACUGGGUAUGCUCAAAAUUGUUAUGAAGAAGAGGCUAUUGAAUUAUUCUAUCAGAUGGAGUUAGAAGGCUUUAAGCCUAAUGACACAACAUUUUGCUGUGUUUUGAAGGCCUCAACUGCAAUGUCGGACAGUGCAGUGGGUAGAUGCUUCCAUGCUAAAGUCCUGAAGUUGGGAUGUUCAAUGGAUGUUUUUGUGGCUACUGCACUAGUCGAUAUGUAUUCGAAAUUUUAUGAUAUAGAAGAUGUGGAGAGAGCUUUUGGUGAAAUGAGCAAAAGGAAUUUGGUGUCCUUUAAUGCACUCAUCACAGGCUAUAGUUUGAUGGGUAAGUAUGAGGAAGCAUUAAGAGUUUAUUCCCAGUUGCAAUCUGAAGGAAUGGAACCUGACUCCUUCACAUUCGUAGGCCUUUUCUCCUCUUGCUCUGUAUCAAGUACUGUUGCUGAAGGAGCUCAAGUGCAUGUCCACUCGGUCAAGUUUGGUUUGGACUCGGAUGUCUCGGUUGGGAACUCAAUAGUGAACUUCUAUUCUAAGUGUGGCUUCACUGACUCUGCAUUGGAGGCUUUUGAGUCAAUAAAUAGACCUAAUUCCGUAUGCUGGGCUGGAAUUAUUUCAGGCUUUGCACAAAAUGGUGAGGGAGAGAAAGCCCUCAUGCAGUUCUGCAAAAUGCGCAAGUUUAUUGAUAAAACAGAUGAGUUCUCUUCCUCAAGUGUUAUAAAAGCAGUUUCAAGUUGGGCUGCGGUUGAACAGGGAAGGCAUUUGCAUGCCCAUGUGAUGAAGUCGGGGCUUGACUGCACAAUAUAUGUAGGAAGUGCAGUGAUUGACAUGUACUCAAAAUGUGGGAUGGUAGAAGAUGCACAGAAGGUUUUCUCUGUUAUGCCUGAAAAGAAUGUUGUUUCUUGGAAUUCAAUGAUAACAGGUUAUGCCCAAAAUGGUUUCUGCAAAGAAGCACUUCUCCUAUUUCAGGAAAUGACAAGUUCUGGAAUUUUGCCCACAGCUGUAACAUUUGUUGGGAUCCUAUUUGCUUGUAGCCAUGCGGGUUUAGUGGAAGAAGGGAGAAACUUUUACAAUUUAAUGGUUCAUAAUUAUGGAAUUCCACCCUCAAUGGAACAUUGCACUUGUAUGGUGGACCUCCUUGGCCGAGCAGGUUAUCUUGAAGAGGCAGAGGCCUUUCUUCUCAGUUCUUCAUUUUCAAAGGAACCCGGAAUCUGGGGGUCUCUUCUUUCUGCCUGUGGAGUUCAUAAGAAUUCUGAUGUUGGCUCUCGAGCUGCUCAGCACUGCUUGUUUUUAGAGCCUCAUUAUUCCUCCUCUUACACUGCUUUAUCUAACAUAUAUGCAUCUAAAGAAUUGUGGUCUGAGGUAUCAAGAAUAAGAGAUCUGAUGAAGGAUAUGGGGGUUGAGAAGGAACCAGGGUGCAGCUGGAUUGAGUCAUUGAGGUUUGGAGUACAAUAAUGGUGUUCAUCCUGGGGACAGAUUUACGCUCCUUGAAAAUGACUGCAGCCCUAGCGCCCUCUCGAGCUUGGCAAUCAGUCAGAUGUGUGAUCACGAUCUCCACCAUAUUCCAAACUAUACACGAGAAAACCAGCAAGAACUGGUGAACUGGGUGAUGGUAAACCCUAAUCACCCCAGAGACCCCCAUCUCCCUCAGCAACCUCAUCAUCAUCAGUAACAUAAGCAGCCAGGUUCAGAUACCUCUCCUGAUCUGUCCUAUUGCUCCACCUGGCCCGACAAAUGACACAGCUAGCUGACCUCCUCCCUCUAGUCCUCUUCCACGUCAACAAGCAUUCCUCAUGUAUGGGAUUCCUACAUGUUCCACAAGCCACCACCUUCUCCCCUCUUCCCAUCUCAUCAAGACAAACAGGACACAUGGUACCAUCCUCUAUUUCAAUUGCCGGCCUGGAAGAGCCCUCCCUUGCCUGCAAGAAGAGCUGAUGAAACCUCUCUCGAACACCAGCCCCUGCCACUGCUUCAGGCGAUGUAGGCUUGCUAAGCAGGUGACUAAGCAGGCACGGCCUCAGAGUCCUCCUCCUGAGACACGAAUCAUCAAGAGAGACCCCCAAUACCUUUAUGAACACAAACAGAAUAUGCUUGCAGGGUGUUGUCCUGUCUGGGCAGGUGCAUGAUGGGUUGGUGGAUAAAGUCACCGUAUACACAUUCCCAGUGGCGCCCAACACAAAGAAGUUGGACUCAGAGCGAUGAAGGAGACGAAGGCGGUGGCGGAUGGCUCUGACUAUCCGGUCUGCAACAGGCUGUGUAGGUUUAAACCGGGGGUGCAACCGAUGCUCCGGUGGCGAUGAAUUGGAGGCAACAGACUCCAUUCAACAAUGGCAGUUAUGGCAGUUAAGGUGGGGAAAUGAACAAUACCCCUAUUUGUAAAGGAAUGUGGUUGAGAUUCUUUGAGUAGGCUUGAGGGACACGAGAGGGAUAGCGGAAGAGUAGGGAACAUUAUAACAGGGGAAUAUGGAAACCUUGAGUUGGUGGGUUGUAAGUUGUGACCAAAAGGCAAGUUUCAUGAAAUCUAGCCACGAGAACAGGUUGUGAUUGCU
Messenger RNA from Vitis vinifera (wine grape), 3365 nucleotides. RefSeq names its product pentatricopeptide repeat-containing protein At3g09040, mitochondrial. The transcript is spliced from 2 exons. The coding region runs from base 169 to 2271 and encodes 700 amino acids. The record is from RefSeq and is a predicted model, not a curated record. Gene Ontology annotation, cellular component: intracellular membrane-bounded organelle. Gene Ontology annotation, molecular function: RNA binding; protein binding. Lineage: Eukaryota; Viridiplantae; Streptophyta; Magnoliopsida; Vitales; Vitaceae. Gene Ontology annotation, biological process: RNA modification.